AUGGAUUCAGCUGUCCAGAACCCCAGUCCGGGCGAGAAUCCCGCUAAACAAGACCCUCCUACCCCUCAGGCGACUGUCGCAGACCAGGCCGGCGAGCAGAAAAUGGACUCGAGCGCAACUGGAAGAGGUGGCCGAAAUAAACAGAAAGAUAUGGGAAGGAAGGCUUACCGGCGCGCAGCAAACGACCGACAGGAGGCCAAACGGAGGAAGCUCGAGCAGGGAGAGAACCCAAUGCCAAUAUACGCCACUCAAUUCUCCCAGGAGGAUAUUGAUGCCGAUGUGCGGCGGCCAAAAAAGAAGGUCAUCGUCAUGUUGGGCUACUCUGGCACCGGAUACCAUGGAAUGCAGCUAUGUCCUACCGAAAAGACCAUUGAAGGAGACUUAUUUGCGGCCUUUGUUGCCGCUAACGCCAUCUCCAAGGCCAACGCCGUCGACCCUAAGAAAUCAUCCUUUGUCCGCUGCGCACGAACAGACAAGGGCGUACAUGCAGCCGGAAACGUGGUCUCUCUCAAGCUCAUUAUUGAAGACCCAGAUAUAGUACAGAAGAUCAAUGAGAAACUGAAUCCGCAAAUCAGGGUGUGGGGCAUCAUACCGGCGACCAAGGGAUUUAGUGCCUAUCAGUUCUGUGAUUCUCGGAUGUAUGAAUAUUUGAUACCCUCGCAUUGCUUCCUCCCUCCCCAUCCGAGCACUUUCCUGGCCCAGAAAAUGGUUGAAAUGGCAGAGAAGCAUGGUGAUAUGGAGGCAUUCAAAGAGAGACAGGCCGAGGUAGAGUCUUACUGGGAAGAAACAGACAAGAAGCACAUCCAGCCCAUAAUAGAUGCCCUGCCCGAGAAGAUCAAGCCCUACGUUCAAGCUGCAGUUGGCUCCGUUGGCAGUGAAGAAGAGAAGGCAACUCCAGCCAACAAUGGGUCUGGAGAAACUUGUGAAGAGCAAACAGAAAGUGAUACCAAAAAAUCCGACCUUACACCGGACGAACAAGCCCAGGUUAACGUGGCAAUCAAAGACAUCAGAACAGCCUACUUCAAAACCAAGAAUGAAUACCGUAUACCCCCUGAACGUCUUGCGCGCAUUAACGCCGCAUUAGCCCUCUACGUCGGCACUAAAAAUUUCCACAACUACACCAUCCAAAAGACCUUCCGCGACCCCUCCGCAAGACGCUUAAUAAAGUCUUUUAAAAUCUCCCGAGACCCUGUGGUCAUCAAUGGAACUGAAUGGCUAAGCUUGAAAGUUCACGGCCAAAGCUUCAUGAUGCAUCAGAUCAGAAAGAUGGUUGCAAUGGUUGCUUUGCUCGUUCGUUGCGGAGCAGAUAUCAAGCGUAUCGAAGAAAGCUAUCAGAAUUCCAGGAUACCGAUUCCCAAAGCACCGGGUCUGGGGCUGCUUCUUGAACGACCUAUUUUUGAUGGGUAUAAUAAGAAAGCCAAAGACCUCGGUAGAGAACUACUGGAUUUUGACAAAUAUGAGAAGGAAAUGGAUGAGUUUAAGCUUAAGGAGAUAUACCAGCGUAUCUUCACGGAAGAAGCUGAGAAACAUGCCUAUAAAGAAAAUACUUUCUUAUAUGUCACUUCAGGUGGCCUAGCUGCCUGCAGCUCGUCUACUACCCAACCCACUGCUGCUCAAGAGGAAGAUGCCAGGAAGGCUGAAAGCAAGGUUCUUGCAGAGGUUGAGUCAGAAUCCGAAGCAGAGCUUGUGGAUAACGGUGAAGACGGCGGUUAG
Trichophyton verrucosum HKI 0517 is the source of this 1713-nucleotide messenger RNA. RefSeq lists its product as uncharacterized. Lineage: Eukaryota; Fungi; Ascomycota; Eurotiomycetes; Onygenales; Arthrodermataceae. Bases 1 to 1713 code for a protein of 570 amino acids. Gene Ontology annotation, biological process: tRNA pseudouridine synthesis; mRNA pseudouridine synthesis. The transcript is spliced from 4 exons. Gene Ontology annotation, molecular function: pseudouridine synthase activity; RNA binding. Gene Ontology annotation, cellular component: nucleus. The record is from RefSeq and is a predicted model, not a curated record.